CGCCUGCAUAGUCGACAUGUGUUGUUUAAUUUGUUAAUUACAUUUUUAUGGAUCAAGGACAAAAAACAGACGGCCAGCAGCACCUAUUGUGCUUGGUUGACAAAAGUUAGAUGUUUAAGCUUUCGGGUGUAAAGAAAAAAAUCUUCUAGACAUCCACUUGAAUACACGGACAUAAUUGUAUAUAUUGGUUGAAUACUGAAAGAACAAACAAGGAAGUUUAAAAGUGAUGCUAUUACAAAUCAAGGAUUCAAAACACCGCACUCUCAAGGUUAUCUUCAUAUAACAAUGCGCACAGCGAAAACAUAUCAUUUGAAAUAGCUUUAAUUAUGGCACUCCAGGGUAUUGACCAUACAUAUAAUGUUGAGAAUUCGUCGGCUGAUGCCACCAUCUACUGUAGUCCCUGUGAAAAAGGGGGUGGUAGCGUUCCCGCGAAUGGCUUCUGUAACAACUGUAAAGAACACCUCUGCUUAAGCUGUCUCAAAGUCCAUCAACAAGACCAUGUUGUAGUCAGUGAUAAUGGCAUGCCCUCUUUUUAUUCUUCUAUCAGGACAGAUGGUAAGAAAAGAUUAACUGGAUUAACCGAACACUGUCCGAAUCAUUCUAAUGAAGUUAUCAAAUUUUUCUGCUCCAAACACGAUUCCCUUAGUUGCAGAUAUUGUAUUGCUGAUGACCAUAACUCAUGCAAAACUGACAACAUACCAAACAUCGCUAAAGACUUUGUGCAGGGCAAGGGCUUUGAAAGGCUAAAUACCAACAUUGCAAAAGUGGACCGCGACUUAAAAAAAUGUGGUAAACUGAUUGAAACAUGUCUGAAAACUGUAGAUGAAGAGGUAACCGAAGAACUCGACCAAAUAAGAGCGCUCAGAGAGGAAUUGGUUGCAUUUCUCGACAUGAGAGAAAAAGAGCUGCUAGCCAAGGUGAAUGAUAUCAAGAAAAGCAAUGAUGAAAAUAUUCGAUCUUUUAAAAAGAAAUGCCAGGUUGCAAAAGAUAAAAUGAACGCAAUCAAAUCCAGUCUAGAAUCACAUGAAAAUAACAUUAAUCAGUUAUUUAUUGUGGCUAAACAGUCCAAACGUCAGCUGGAGAAAAUCGAAACAACCUUGGAUGACAUAAACUCAAAUAUGUCAAUGCUGACUUCCAAUUUCGUUGGGGACUAUGCAACAACAGCCUUAGGGACUAUUAAGGAAACCAAGAGAAUGCCACUACAAAAGCAAACAAUGAAAGGUUUCCCAUUCAGAAAGGCCUCAUCAGCUGAAAUCGUUGCAUGGUCCUCCCAAGAUAGCGCAUUCUACCCCUGCUGGGUGAGUGGACUGAAGAUUCUGUCAGAAGACAAUAUACUUAUCGCUGAUUAUGGGUUCGGGAGUUGUUCUGUAAAAAUAUUGGACACGAAGAGAAAUAGAACUGUUUCUCAAUUGCAAAUGGAUUCCUAUCCAUGGCAGUUAUGCCUUGUGACCCCAACUAAAGCUGCAGUCACAUUGCCUAGAAAAGCAACAAUUCAAUUUGUAGAAAUCAAUGGCGAUGCACUUGCCAUCCAGGGAGAAAUCAAGCUAGAUGGAGAUUGCAGAGGCGUGGAUUAUCACGAUAAGAAGCUUUAUGUUUGUUUCAAAAAUGCUAAGAAAAUCGAAGCCAUGAGCCUCGAAGGAAGCAUGAUCCAUAAAAUUGACAACAAAUCAGUUGGAAACGAGUUAUUUAUGGGUCCAUUGAAUGUAAGAAUCGUGAAAGAGAAGUCACCAUGUGUCUUUGUUGUUGACAGAGAAAGCCACACAGUAAUUAAGCUUAGUCUUGCGUUGGGUGUUCUGGCUAAAUAUCAAGACCCCAUUUUGAAAUGUCCACAUGGUCUAGACUUGAUAGGGAAUGGUGACAUUGCUGUUUGCGGGAGAGAUACCAACAAUAUUGUUCUCAUCGACACUGCAGCAGGUACGAUGAAAACACUGCUUGGUGCAAAUGAUGGAUUAGAAAAACCGAUCAGCGUGUGUUUCUUACGUAGUCAGCAGAAAAUGUUCGUUGGAAGCAAGAAGGGUAACUAUGUCAAGAUAUUUACAUUCGAACGAAUAAUUGAAUAGGCUUUAGAGGAAAGCUUCGUCAGUAGGGUAAAGAGAAUAUAUCAGCAGAAAGAAUUCAACUGAUAUUCAUAUAUUUUAUGGUCCAUAUAAAGUUAUAAACAAAUUAACUAGCCAGAACAGAGAUUACUUCCUCUCGUGUAUUAAAUUUUCGGGCUAAACAUCAAGACCCUAUUGUGAUGUUUCCGCAUGGCCAAACAGGAUGUGUUAGGGAACAGCCAACUAGCUGUGUGUGGGUCGUGCGUGCGUGCGUGCGUGCGUGUGUGUAUGUGAGUUAACUAACACUGCUGGGUUCAAAGGUUGGAUUGCACAAACCAGUAGAUUGGAUAACCCAUUUAGUGUUUGCUUCUCCCGGAGUCAGCAGAACUUGUUCGUUGGAGGCAAUGGGCAUGAUCAUAUUAAGACAUUAACAUUCAAAGCUAUGUAGCUUUUCCCAGAGACGACACUUCACAGAGUGUUGCAUUGUUAGCACGAUGACAACAUAGUCAAAAUAAUUGAAGGUUGACGGAUUUUUUUACUAUUUUUGAUAUGGCAAAUCCUUCACGUACAAUUUGUUUUGUACCAAAAGUGGGUAGUUAUUCCGACCGGAAUUCCGGGUUAAAGCAUAAUAUUGCUUCAAUAAACUAUCAUAAAAUCAAGAAAUAUUACCAGAUAAUGUUAUUUUAUAUUAGUUCCUUACACAAAAAAUGAAUCGAAACACCUCGGAGAUGGGCGGCAGAGUUGUUACCAUUGUAUUUACGAGGUCUAUCUCGAAGUUUGUCGGAGAUGGUCGAGUUGUUAGCAUUGUAUAUACGAGGUCUAUCUCGAAGUUUGUCGGAGAUGGCCGAGUUGUUACCAUUGUAUUUACGAGGUCUAUCUCGAAGUUUGUCGGAAAUGGUCGAGUUGUUACGAAAAUAAAAAGCAAAAUAACAAUGUUCGUUUUUGUGAUACACUUUACAAAAUGGUCUCCACUUUUGUGUGAAACAAUGUCGUUACUUUUUUUCUAGAUAAAUGGAAAUCAUCACACCAUACCUUGUUGAAGAUUUGUUGUUGUGUUUUGUAUAAAAUGUGCACAAAAGGGAUGCUAUUCAAUAUGCUACUUAUGACAUUAUGGUCAUACAUCAUUAGUUUCAGUCACUGUUUAGGUCCGUUAUUUACAUGACACAAUCCAAUUAGCUAGUAUAUCGUUUUUAGAUCCAGUUGAGACCAAUUUUGAAUACCAUCCAAGACUUUAAUUUGGAAUGUAUUAAGUAUGUCUGUAUGAAUUUAUCAAUAACCAUUAGUCAGUUUAUUUUCUCACAUGUACAGGUAAUUAUUAACAUUUAAAAGUAGACAUGUGAUACGUUAUGGAUGUUGUGUUGAUAUUGCUGAUUAAUAUUUCGGGUUGUGCUGUUGAUAAUGUUCAUUGAUAUGUCGAACCUGCAUGGUGAGAUUGAUAAUGCUGAUUAAUAUUUCGGGUUGUGCUGUUGAUAAUGUUCAUUGAUAUGUCGAACCUGCAUGGUGAGGUUGAUAAUGCUGAUUAAUAUUUCUGGGGUUGGUGCUGCUAAUAGUUAUCUAUAGUUCUUGUGGUGGUGUUGAUAAUGCUAAUUUAUAUCUCUGGUCGUGGUGUCGAUAAUAGUUAUUCAUUUUUUGGUGGUGGUGUUGCUAAUAGUAGUUAUAUAUCUGGCUGUGGUGUUGAUAAUGCUGAUUAAUAUUUCUGGUGGUGGUAUUGAUAAUGCUGAUUAAUAUUUCUUGUGGUGGUGUUGAUAAUGCUAAUUUAUAUCUCUGGUCGUGGUGUCGAUAAUAGUUAUUCAUUUUUUUGGUGGUGGUGUUACUAAUAGUAGUUAUAUAUCUGGUUGUGGUGUUGAUAAUGCUGAUUAAUAUUUCUGGUGGUGGUAUUGAUAGUGCGGAUAAAUGUUUCUGGUGGUGGUGUUGAUAAGGCGGAAUAAUAUUUCUGAUGGUGGUAUUGAUAAUGCUGAUUAAUAUUUCUGGUGGUGGUAUUGUAGUGCGGAUUAAUGUUUCUGGUGGUGGUGUUGAAAAUGUUAAUAUUAAUAUGUCCGGUGUUGCGUUUGCUUAUGGUAAUUAAUUGGCAAAUGUUCGACAACAAACUUAACAUAAGCAAUACACGUCUGGAAUUCGGACCCUUCUGCCAGUCCAUAGACAAUCGCUUGACCUAAAAAACAGACGCUUUAAAAUUUGUUUUUCAUAAUUCAUUGUGAUUGUGUAAACAUUUAUAGCUUGUUCUUCUGUAUGUAUUUUUAUUCUAUACUAAAGUAAAUCCUAAACAAUGUAUACUAUAUAUACUUUGUUGAUACUCCGUUUUAAGUUAUUGUAUGACAUGAACAUCUUAGAUUUGAAUUAAACAUUUUAAUCAGUUUUUUAGUCAUUAACAUGUCAUUAUUAUGCCCUUACCAUUUGGGGCUAUAUACGAAUCACCUUGUCCCGUACGUCCGUCGGUCCUUCUUUCUGUCCGUCCUGGGACAUCGGGACAAGUCUACUUUUCUCCAUAUUAAAACUAAAUAUGUUUUUUAGGUAUUGGCUAUUUUUCCAUGUUUCUUGCUUGUAUUUUUUUGUUUUUAUGUUUUAUGUCUUUGGCGUUUAUGUUUAUGUUUUAACUUUUUGCUACUGAGCUUGUUUCUGUAGUUUUUUGCAUACAUAUUCAUAAAAACUUUGUACACAUAUUAACCGUGUUAAGCUGAAGUGCUGUGCAUAAGAAACAUUAUUUCAUGUAUGGUAUUUUUUGCACGUUUAUUUUUCUUCACUCCAUAACUUCAUAACAUUCUCGGUAUUGACUUUUAACUUCGUACACAUAUUGAUUGUGUUCAGGAGGAGUACUGUGCAAUUUGUUUUAUUAUAACAGUCAACUCAGUUAAAAACUGUGCUAUGCUGUGAAAAGCAAAAAAGGAAGAUUCAUGCAUUAUUCCACAGAUGUUAGUAGUUUCUUAUUCUAGUAGCCAUUAUCUUCAUAGGGCAUUCUUGAAGACGAAAGAAACAUUUUGGUAAAUUGGUUUCUUUCCAAACAAAUCAAAACAUAUUUCAAGUUAUUUCAGUUGGCUCAAAGUCUGUUAAAGAAAUAAUACAAUUCAAUAUACUUAAAGAUGCACUAUUACUCCCAAAUAAGAUUUACCAUAUUUAAUACAAUUGUUUUAAUUUACCAAAAAGGAUUAAUAAAUGUUAAAAAAAAUGGUUCUUAUGAAGGAUACUGUGUUUAAUUUGAAAGAAAGGUGCAGAAAACACAGUAUUUCUACCUUAUGAGACGAUAGUAGAUCAAAUUAAAUCUCUUAGCAUUCACCAAUCAUUUAAUAUUUUGCCUUUUCAGCUAUUAAAUUCACGGCUGCCAUCUUGUUAUCAGUAAUUAAUAUUUUUUUUCAUAAAUGUAAUAUUUAGUAAGCAGUUAAAGGUGUAACAUAUACUCGACUUUAAAUAAAGAUUCUUAUAUCGUAUAUCUUGUAAAUUGUAUGUUUUAUGAACAAACGUCAUUCCAUGUGAUACUUCUUAUUACAAGGAGGUUGUGUAGUGGGGAUAUUAAACACAUCCGGUGAUAGCUCUAGAUAACAUCGAGAAGUUA
Mya arenaria is the source of this 5583-nucleotide messenger RNA. RefSeq lists its product as uncharacterized. Gene Ontology annotation, molecular function: zinc ion binding. The coding region runs from base 327 to 2060 and encodes 577 amino acids. Lineage: Eukaryota; Metazoa; Mollusca; Bivalvia; Myida; Myidae. The record is from RefSeq and is a predicted model, not a curated record. The transcript has 4 exons.